GACUGGCCGUUCCCCCCCGGGCCGGGGGCCUCACUUAGAGAAUGGCCGCGGCUACCUGCGGCUCCACCGGUGUGACAGGCACCGGAGGCCGUUCCGGAGAGUUGUCUCAUGGCCACGUACCACAAAGAAGGAAGCGCGGAAGUGACUCCAGGCGUAGGCAGGCCGCCCUGUUCUUCCUCAAUAACAUCUCCUUGGACGGACGGCCCUUGUGUCCCGCACCGCUGCCGACAUGGGAGCCUGCCUGCACCCGGGAUGUGCUGGAGCCGACGCCGCUCUCCCCGUCUCCGCGACUCCUGCCGACUAACGGGCCCCGGCUUGUGCUCUCCCGGGAGCCUCCUAUGCCGGAGGGGAAGAGCGGCCUCGGCACCCCGGCUGCUACCGCGGUGCCCCCUUCUCUAGGCGGCCCCAGCGUGGAGAAACAGAGGCGACGUCACCUGUCUCAGCGCUGCUCCCUAGAGCUUCUCCAGGAUAUUGCAGAGUUCACACCAGUGCAGAGGUCCAAGCAUGUCCCCGAGUCCCCCCUACCGUCCGUCUUAAAGAAGACACACUUCAUCAAAAGCAUGAGGCACUAUGACACUCGCAACAGCAGAAUUGUCCUAAUCUGCUCCAAGAGAUCCCUGUGCGCUGCGUUCUCCAUUCUUCCAUAUGGGGAGAGCCUGCGGAUGAGUGAUCUGCGGGUGGAAGGGACAAAGCAGCGACACCCAUCUGGGGGGGCCCCCUCCAUCACAGACCCAGAGUUUGGAAUGGAAGGUGUGGAGCUGGGGGUCGAGGGGGAGGUUGUUUCUUAUGCAAAAUUUUUAUACCCAACAAACGCCCUUGUCAGCCAAAAAGAAGACAGCCAACCAUCACAGGUCAAGCUGGUUCCCCCUGACACUUCUAAACGGACCUUCGCAAAUGCCCGAUUUACUCCAGUGUCCUCAGGAGUCGACCAUGGCACAGAGACGGACAGCACCGAAUACAAUCCUGAUAUCCUGGAUGAUCCUCAGUGGUCCUGUGGAAAACACAAGCGUGUUCUCAUCUUUGCUUCCUAUAUGACAACAGUUAUUGAAUAUGUGAAACCGUGUGACUUGAAGAAAGACAUGAACGAGAUGUUUAAGGAGAAGUUUCCUAAUGUAAAGCUGACUCUGAGCAAGAUCAGAAGCUUGAAACGUGAAAUGAGGAAUGUGGCACAGGAGUGUAACAUGGAGCCAGUCACAGUGGCCAUGUCCUAUGUUUACUUUGAGAAGCUAGUCCUGCAAAGGAGGGUAAACAAGCAGAACCGCAAGCUGUGUGCAGGAGCCUGUGUACUCCUGGCUGCCAAAAUCAGUAGUGACUUCAAGAAGCCUGAGCUGAAGCAUCUUCUAGAUAAAUUAGAAGAACGCUUUCGAUCUAACAGACGGGACCUGGUUGCAUUUGAGCUGACUGUGCUAGUGGCCAUGGAGCUAGCACUCUACCUCCCUGAGGCCCAAGUAUUGCCUCAUUACCGGCGCUUGACCAAGCAGCAGUAGAUGAAAUCCAGGCAGAGACUACGCUCCGUUCCAGGGUUCAAACAGUUGUCCGGGACCUCCUGCCCUCUUUUGUUAAAUCUCGGAAAUGCAUCUGUGAAGCUCAGCGUUCUUUUACCACUGCAGCGGAGCAGUACGUUACUACAGCGUAUGUAUUGCACCAUGGAAAGCACAGCCGUAGCCGGGAGUAGUGGCUACCAGAGCAGAGGAUCCGGAUCUGAUAUAUACGUCUGAUUUUUGCAUAGUUGCACAUUGUAGAAACGCUCUUCCUUUAUACCAGUCCAGAUUUUUUUAUUUUAUUUUUUUAACCCAUUUUAAUUCUGAAUAUUCAGAUUUUUUUUAUUUUUUAUGAUCUGAGUGACUUAGAUGAAUAGGAUUGGUUUCCUAUACAUGAAGUGUUUUGUGACACCUCAAAAGGACAGGGAAGGGAGGUUUCGUGUCAGUAAAGAGGGGCUUUAUUAUUCUGAGAGAUCAGAAACAAGCACAAUUAACCCUUCAGUGCCUUUGUAAUGUCUCACAAAUCACUCUGGCAUUGAGGAUGUUAAGGGCGAGUGACCAUGUUACAGAGCAUUACGCCCUAUAACCAGGAUUUGUCAGUGGAUAUACGCCCAUGAGUAGCUAUCGAUUGCAGCAUCUAAACCAUCUGGGAUCAGAGACAUGUCUGGUCCCAGCCAUUGCAGUGGGUUCCGCGGUGAUGGCACCGGCCCAGCUGCAUAAUCAGAAUGAUAUAGAUGAUGUAUUUAUGUCAUUCUUUGUUAAGGGGGUUAAAGAGGUUGUCCUAUCUAGAAGCCCUAAUCCACAUGGACAUCACAGGGGGGCCCCCACUACUUUUUUUUUUCCAUUCUACAACUACCUGCAGCAGAAGGGGUUAGUAGGAGUAGUGCUGAUGUAAGUGCAUUGUGGAAUUGUACACGAUGCCCAUAUGGCACUUUAAAUGAAUGCAUCCUAUUGUGGGGUAACCUUCUUACUCACACUCUCCUCCAUAACACAUUCCAGAAAUUAGCAUUUGAGCUAGGGCUACAUGGUGACACUGGUCACGUGACAGCUGUCACAGCCAGGAUUGCGGAGUAGCGAUGUAUCUGGCCACAACAGCAGUCACUGUGUAGCCCUAGCCCGGCUUUGACAAUUUCCUGCCUGCACCAGCAACUACACUUCUGGGUAGCGGAGUCUGUGCAGAGCUGCUGCCCUUUCUCUGUUAAUUGGGCAGGCAUGAAAUUGUAGUGGCUGGGCUAAAUAUCCAGCCCGGUCUGUCUCCGCAGGUGCUUCUACAACUGCGGAGACAGAAGUCUUGCUUCUCUCAGCUCACCAAGCACAGUGCCGUACGUAAUAUAGCGGCUGUGCAGGGUAUCACAACUCAGCCCCAUUCAAUUCAAUGGGGCGGUGCUACUAGGCCAUGUGACAGAUGAAUGUGAUGUUCAGAUGGCCUAGGAAAAGCUGUGAGAACGCUGCGGCACUACUGUGCGCAUCGGUGCCUUCUCAAACAGCUGAUUGACAGGGGUCCUGGGUGUCAGACUCCCACCAAUCAGAUACUGAUGAACCAUCCAAAGAAUAGGUCAUCGGUGUAAAACUCCCAGAAAACCCCUUUAAACAUUUCAUGGCCUAAGUGGCUUCCAUAGAUAGCAGGUCUUGAGCUUGUUUCUUAGGCCUCAGGUUGUCAUUACAAUCCAUCAACAGCCCACAUUUGCUGGGAUGAAGGGUGUCAGUCAUGCUAUCAACCGUCUUAGUAAUUGCACAUCUAUCGAUUGCAGCAUCUAAACCAUCUGGGAUCAGAGCUAUGUCUGGUCCCAGCCAUUGCAGCGGGAUCCUCCAGUUCUUAGUUUUUACAACAUGGCUGCAUUGCUACAGUUGUAGGUGCUGUCACCCAGCUUGACCAGACUUGGGCCUCUUUCACACGAGCACGUUUUCCGCGUGGGUGCAACGCAUUGCAUCCGCACUAAAUCCUGACCCAUUCAUUUCAAUGGGUCUGUGUACAUGAGCGUUUUUUUUUUUUUUUUUUUUUUAAGGCAUCCGUUCUGCAUUGCGCGAAUUACACAGCAUGUUCUAUAUUCUGCGUUUUUCACGCAGACCUGGCUCCAUAGAAGUGAAUGGGGCUUCAGUGAAAAAUGCAUUGCAUCCGGAAGCAAGUGCGGAUGCAAUUAAUUUUUCACUGAUGGCCGCUAGAUGUUAUUUGUAAACGUUCAGUUUUUUUUAUCACGCGCGUGAAAAACGCAUUGCACUCUCACGUAAAAAAACUGAACAACUUAAUGCAAUCGCAGACAAAACUGACCGAACUUGCUUGCAAAAUGGUGCGAGUUUCACUGAACGCAUCCGGAUCUAAUCCGUCACGCUUACGGAUGGAAAUUAUUCUGGGAUCAUUGAUCCACCCCCAUCGCGGUAUACUUUUGUGUGCACAUAAGUGGAUUCAAGAGUCUGAAAAAGCUGAGUGACGAAGCUUAUAUGAGCUGUAAAGGCAGCCAUAUUGGCUUUCCCAUUAACAGACAUAACUUCAGUCACAAAUGGAUGACUAAGUGGAGAUGUCUGGUUUUAAGUGGAAAUGCUCCAUGAGGAGGUUCUUUCAUCUCAAAGAUGCUGAAUAUGUGCAUGGUAAUGUACAUGAGCCAAGAUACAAUCUAAAGCUUAGACAUGGUGGGCAAUAAGGAGCAGUGCUCCUCGGGUUCUUCUGCGUGGAGCCGGUGCUCGGAGAUUUCUAUAGCUUCCAAGUAGUCUCAAUCCAAAAAGGAAAAAAACAACUUUUUAACAUAAUAUGCAUACUUUUUAUUUUUAGAGAGAUGUGCCUGAAUUUACCCUGAUCUGGUAUCGGGAUUUAUUUUAUUUAUUUCAUUGGGUUUCUAACCUGUUAAAGUGCAUCCAUCACCUGCUCACAUUGGCAGCAGCCGCACUGGGAAGGUACAAAUUCAUCUUGCACAGAUUUACUCUGCUGACCAUGAGAGCAAGUUGCUUAGCAGUCCCUUUACAUUUAGCCUGGGUGACUACCAUUGGAGUACAUGGAGCUCUAAAUCCAACAGUGGUCCCAUUUAGACCUCCGACACAUGGGUGUAUUGUGGAUUGGUGUCCUACAAAUCUAUAGUAUGAUGCUUAUAGCUAUAAUUCUGUGUCUACAUUUUUUUAAUUAUUUUUUACAGAGGCAGCAGAGGUUUUCAUGGCAUGAAGGUUGGUAGUACGUCAUUGGAAGCAUUCAUUUUAGGGAUGACUGUGUCUUGCAGAGGCACCCAACAUGGAUCCUGGAGUGCUUAUGAGUAGGUAAUAUGGACCCGUGGUUUUCCACAAGGCAUUGUACAGGUCCAUGCACACUUUUAGUUCUUUUAGCUGUAUAAG
This is a messenger RNA of Bufo bufo (common toad), 4799 nucleotides long. It is a transcript of the gene CABLES2, whose product is annotated as Cdk5 and Abl enzyme substrate 2. The transcript has 10 exons. The coding region runs from base 42 to 1487 and encodes 481 amino acids. The record is from RefSeq and is a predicted model, not a curated record. Lineage: Eukaryota; Metazoa; Chordata; Amphibia; Anura; Bufonidae. Gene Ontology annotation, biological process: regulation of cell cycle.